Messenger RNA from Planococcus citri (citrus mealybug), 1388 nucleotides. RefSeq lists its product as uncharacterized. The record is from RefSeq and is a predicted model, not a curated record. The transcript has a single exon. Bases 254 to 1381 code for a protein of 375 amino acids. Gene Ontology annotation, molecular function: zinc ion binding; nucleic acid binding. Lineage: Eukaryota; Metazoa; Arthropoda; Insecta; Hemiptera; Pseudococcidae.
GUUGUUAUAUCUGGCAACUAUGUAAACUUGUAAAUUGAUAAAAUCUUAUCGUAGAUAUCAUUGUGUUGUCGAAAUGUAUAGAUUAUUAUGUAUGUGAAUAUUUUUGUCCUGUUAAAUUUUGAAGUUAUUAAAAUGUAUAAAAUGAUUCGUAAUAAUUUUAAUACAGCCAAAAGACACUACAAAUGGCGCAGUCGCGAUUAAAUGAUCAGUUUCUAGUUAUUAUCGAAUAAUUUGUAUAAUUCGUGAUUAUAUUAUGGCAACGUUAACUGCGGAACAAGUUGCUGCAUUGUUGCAGUCCGUAGCCGAACAGUCUCGUAAUAUAGCUGCUUUAGUGGCUAAUUUGAGCGUUGCUUCAUCAAAAGAUACGUCACCUCAAGUACAGCUGAUCCGUUAUGAUGAUUCCGUUGAGACAUUUUCCGAUUUUGUCGAAAGAUUCGAGCAUUAUUGUACAGCUCAGAAGUUAUCGGAUGUGGCAAAAGUUCCUACGUUCAUAUCACUGUUACAACCGCACGUAUACAGAUUGUUAAAGUACCUGUGUUUUCCGGCAAAAGUAGAUUCAAAGUCAUACAAAGAUCUUACCGAAUUGUUAAUCAAUCACCUUUGCCCGAAACAACUAGAAAUUCCGGCUCGACAUACCUUUCUAAAUAGAAAGCAAGGUGAAAAUGAGUCGAUAAUGCAGUACGUAUCAGAAUUACGAAAAUUAUCGCUGCCGUGCGGUUAUUCCGAAGAUAUGCUAAAUAUAAUGCUCCGAGACGUUUUUGUGAGCGGUUUGCGUUCACCGGAGAUGCUUAAACGAUUAUUUAGCGAAAAAGAUUUGACUUUUAAAUCUGCUCAAGAAAUAACUGCGGGUAUGGAAGUAUCAGCAAAAAAUACCGCAGAAAUGACGAAUGGUUCGAGGAAGGAAGCAAGUGUACCAGUAAAUGCACCUGAUUCGAUGCUUAAAAAAUUGAAUAAAUUUAAAAAGUCAUCAUCACAACGUUCGAAUGAUAAACGGAAGGAUGAUAAGAGUAAGUCCGAAGAUGGCAUUGUAUGUUUCAAAUGUGCCAAACCAGGACAUCGAUCUCCAGCCUGUACUGCCAAAAAUUUAUCGUGUUCGUUUUGUAAAAGCGAUCAACAUGUCGCGGAAGCUUGCCGUAAGAAAAAAAGACAUGAGAAGAAUAAGGCGAAAAAGUUGAAAUUGUUUCGUGAAGCGUCGCCUAAUGAUUCGUGUGAUGAUAACGAAAGUUCAGUUUUCAAUUUAUAUGUUAUUCGUGAAAGUAAACAAUCCGAAUCGCCAAUAUUCGUGUCAGUUAAUGUAAACGGUUCUAGUGUCAAAUUCGAAUAUAAUAUGAUACCGGCGCGGCUAAAACUGUUAUCACUCGUUCAUGUGCUUCGCGUUUGAACCUAAA